Messenger RNA from Aureobasidium subglaciale EXF-2481, 1152 nucleotides. RefSeq lists its product as uncharacterized. Gene Ontology annotation, molecular function: iron ion binding; C-4 methylsterol oxidase activity. The transcript is spliced from 2 exons. Lineage: Eukaryota; Fungi; Ascomycota; Dothideomycetes; Dothideales; Saccotheciaceae. The record is from RefSeq and is a predicted model, not a curated record. Gene Ontology annotation, biological process: ergosterol biosynthetic process. Bases 1 to 1152 code for a protein of 383 amino acids.
AUGGCCUUGCAAGCACUUCGUGACGAGUUGGUCUACUACUAUGGCUACUCUCAAGGACGCAGCUUCUCAAUCAGUGAUCUCUUCUCCAAGACUUCAGCAAAGCUGAUAUCGCAAGCCACAUCUCUAAUGGCUAAGCCAUUACCUUUGCUGUCCUUCCUUGCCGUUCCAUUCUUUGGCUCUUCCUCGACCACUGUCAGUCUCGCUUUCUUCCUCCUGACCUGGGUCACCCUGGUCUCAACUCAUGACCCAUUGUACUUGGAACUGGUUGGUACCUUUGCCGUCAGGAUGAUCUUCUUCGUGCUGCCUAGCAUUGCCGUCCUAGGCUUCGACACUCUGAUACCUAGUCUUUCGGCCAGUAUCAAGACCCGAGGUGCCGCACAGCUCCCAACUCAACUCAGCUCUCGCAGACUCAGAAACGUGAUAUUUGUUUCCAUCUUUAAUGUUGCCUUCUCAGUCUUGGUACAAGGUCUAUGUGACUUUGUGCUGACCGAAGUCUUUAACAUCCGUUCUGCAAUUCGUGUGAGCAAGAUUCCACCCGCCCCGUGGCCGACUAUGGUCAAGGAGGUGCUGUAUGGCCUUGUCUGCCGUGGAUUCUUGCAUUACUUCAUCCAUCGUGAUAUUUUGCAUGCCUCGCCCAGGGAUUCAAUUCUGGCACGUUGGCAUGCCGAUUGGGCACACAGUUUGAGACAUCCUUUCUCUCUUGCCUCUGCUUAUGACCAUCCUGUCUGUCACCUUCUCACCGAUUGGGCUCCGUUGUACCUAUCCACGCUGUUCUUCCGCUUCCAUGUCAUGACAUGGUACAUCCUGACCGCUAUUGUCAGUCUCGAGCAAUUCUUCAUCUACUCUGGCUAUUCAGUGUUGCCAUCGCAGAUCCUGCUGGCUGGUAUGGCGAAGAGGACUGAUUCGCACCAUACAACUGGCGGCAAAGGCAACUAUGGCAACUGGGGAGUGCUAGACUGGGUCUUUAGCACGGGCUGUGCUGGCGAUGCUGAUGUAGUAGAUGAUGUUCAGGAAGAAGCAGAUAGACGAGGUGUUAGACAGCGUGCAGCAAACAUGAUGGAAGGCACCGGAGAUAGGAUUAGGAGAUCCAAUGAUAAGGCACGCAGAAGCCCCUCUCAGGGCAGGAGAAGAAAUCAGAGACAGGCAGCAUAA